GAAAUGUCAGAGAGUGAUGCUGAUCUAUGUUGUUUUUGUUCAUUGUUUCAUAUUUAAUGACUGAAAAGAAAGGAGAAAAAAGCAACUUGAUGAGGAGUUGUUUUUCAUCUAUUGCAUCUUAGCUAACUGCCCUUUUCUUCUUUCUUUCUUUCUGCUGCUGCUCUCUCUCUCUCUCUCUUAAUCAAUUAAAGUAUGAUCUCCAUCCUGUUCUUUUUUCCCUUUUCGCUCACUUCUCUCAAAGUUUAAAUCCUCAGAACUACCUUCUCUGUCUAAUCUAAAGCUUUUUGGUAUUGGAUAAUAAGUAAAGAAGCAGCUAUAAUCGCAAAAUCUAGUCAUGGAUGGUUCUCCCUGCUCUCCAAAGCUCGACUCUAGAGUUUCAGACCUCAAAUCAGAAACUCAGGCAUCCAAAAGAAGGAAGGCGGUUGAGAAGACUGUUGUUACAGUGAGGAUUGGAGCAAAUGCUGGGAAAGAAAAGCAUGAAGGGCCACCUUCUGAUUUUUGGUCUUGGAGGAAAUAUGGGCAAAAACCUAUUAAAGGAUCUCCUUAUCCAAGGGGUUAUUACAGGUGCAGCACAUCAAAGGGCUGUUCAGCCAAGAAACAAGUAGAGAGAUGCAGAACAGAUGCUUCUGUGCUGAUCAUUACGUACACCUCUACCCACAAUCACACAGGUCCCGAUCUCCACAAUACAAACCUCAAUCAACAACUGAAAGAAUCCCAAACAGAAUCCACUUAUGAACCUCAUCCUACAACUCCAAAACAAGAACAACAGGAAGAGGAUAAUCAGAAUGAGAAUCAUCCCAUUGUUGCAAUCAGUUCAAAAGAUGACAAUGAAGGCCACAAUUUUCACUACUUACAGUCCUCAAUAAAUUGUUCUGAUGAUAUCAUGGUAAAUCAAGAAGAUCCUUUCACUCAGAACCCUGCAGAAAAAACUGAUGACACAUUGACUAUUCUCUUAGAUGAAGAGCCCAUCUCUUGUCCUAGAAUGAUGACAUUUGCGACGCCCAAAUCAGAAGAAAAUGACUUCUUUGAUGAGCUAGAAGAGCUGCCCACAUAUUCAGCUUUCACUAGCUUCAUGCGGGGCAAUUUUUACGAUGAAAGGAUUCCUGUUGUCCCUUCUUGAUCCUUGUGUUCCUGGGGCUUGCAGCCUAGAAAAAUGUACUUGCAAAAAUGUUCAUAUGAGAUGGUAAUAAUAUAAUAUAAAUGGCCACUACUGGUAGUAGCAGUUGAUGUUGUUGUUGUUACUUGUUUGGCUGCUAGCUUCUUGUUUUGUUGUUUAUUUUCAGCAAGUGACUACAAAAAGUUGCACUAACUUGGCACCAACGGAGCUAGUGGAGAGCUUUCAUGUCAUCUCUUAUUGGGUUUCUUGAGAUUGAGGCUCAAAUGAGGAAGAGUGUGUGUGUGAGAGAGAGAGGGGCCUCUUUUAGUGGUUUGUAUCCUUUUGCAUAUGUUAAUUAAAGAAGGCACGAGUUUCACGAGUGAGUGCUCCAAGACCUUUUAGAAGAUAAGGCUCACUUUUGCUUUUUGUUGAGUGAUUGAUUGGGUGGAAGAGAGAUGUUUGGCCUUUUUGGAUAUUUUUUCCUAGAACAAUCUUAUUGAAAUUUGAUUGAUUCAGGUGAAAUAGAAGCAUCAGUGCAUUACUACUCUAAAAAGUUUAUGGUACUUGUGUUUUUGGAUUCAUGAACAGUUACUGUUGUUGGAAAUGUGAAGCAAACUACUUUUCCUUUUGUCC
This is a messenger RNA of Manihot esculenta (cassava), 1729 nucleotides long. Its product is annotated as probable WRKY transcription factor 35. The transcript has 3 exons. Gene Ontology annotation, cellular component: nucleus. The record is from RefSeq and is a predicted model, not a curated record. NCBI's taxonomy places the organism in Eukaryota, Viridiplantae, Streptophyta, Magnoliopsida, Malpighiales, Euphorbiaceae. The coding region runs from base 335 to 1120 and encodes 261 amino acids. Gene Ontology annotation, biological process: regulation of DNA-templated transcription. Gene Ontology annotation, molecular function: transcription cis-regulatory region binding; DNA-binding transcription factor activity.